This is a messenger RNA of Megalopta genalis, 4123 nucleotides long. The record is from RefSeq and is a predicted model, not a curated record. Lineage: Eukaryota; Metazoa; Arthropoda; Insecta; Hymenoptera; Halictidae.
GCGUCUGUCGUUUUUGAUAGCCUGUCGAUUUUUCCAUACGAGGCAAAUAAUUGUGUUGUACAGAAUGCGUCUUAUGUAAUGUGAUUGUGGUACAUAUAUAAACAGCGAUUUCGUGUCGUUUGGAUUGUUUGAAUAUUAGGAGCAGCUAUCUUUAAAUGUCGGUUAUCUGAGUCUUGCGUUUAUUAGAAUAAUAUGAUCAUCAAUAUUUAUAAAUCUGUCGGUAAUAUUCGCAUGCCUGUCGUUUCAUUUUCCGUUGGAUGCAGGAUGCUUGUCGGAAUUUCAAGGUUUCAUUUUUUUCCACUUAUACAUUAAAGGACGAAUAUUUUGAGAAACUCGUAAGAAUUAUCAAAAGGUGUGAAUGAAGUCAUUAUCAUAAAAAUUGUUGCAAACAAUUCAUACAGUUCGUUGAAAGAUUCGUAAACGGAAGUAUUGUGUGAACAGAUGGAGACUAUCGUAAAAAUAUUGCCAUAAUCAAGUGUUCUUAAUUUAUGGAGAUAUAUUGCGUAGACAAAGUGUACGAACUAUGUUAUGAGUAGGUGUAAUUUUUCUUACUAUAGCAAAUAUUUUGGAGUUAUAAACGUUUAAAAGAUAUGAUUGAAGCUGUCCUAUGACAGACACUAAUAUCCGAAAAUGGAGGUAGUUUAAAUAAAAUUUAAUUAUAAUAUAUCGAAUGUCUUAUAUUUAUUUACCUAAUGAGAGUUGUCAGUAAGGGGACAUGAAAUUUGUACUGCAAUUUGUAAUCAUGAUACUGAAGAAAAUCGGAUACGAUAUUUCUGAUGCGAAUUUUGACGUAAAAAGAAAAUUUUAUAUUAACAAAAAAAUCUCCUUGUAAAUUAAUUAAGAUAGUUUCUCUAUAAAUUGAAUCAGCCUAAAAAAAGCUGCAAAAAUGAGUAUUUUCGAAAUUUUUGCUGGAAGAUUAUUGGUAGUUGAUUUUUGCCUGAACGUCAUCAUUGUCUGAGACUUAUACCAUGAUGACUCAGAAUCUGAUUGGUGGGAGAGAUUCGGUGAAGCGAGCAACCGGUUUCUCUCGAUGCUCAUGUCGUUUUGUUUGUGGUUACAGGUCAUUUUUUGCAAUUCCUAAAAGUACUCAUUCGGCAUCGUGAUAUUAACAACCGGCAGGUGAAGAAUUAAUCUUGAAGGUGAAAGAAUCCAUAAUAAUACUUGAUAUGUGUGAUAGCAUAAAUUACUUCCUGUUUUUCACACAAUAGUUUCAUUAUUCCUCUGCUUGUUUCCACACUGAUUUCACCUUGUACAAGCAAAGCACGAAAUAAAUUGUGAAGAAUGUAGAGAAUUUUAUGUUAUUGCUACUUUAUUUUAUUAUGUUCACAGGCCGUAUCACGAUGUUACGUUAAGACAUUAUUUUCUUAUCGAUAUCUUUGAAGAGGUAACCUCAGACUGACGCAAUACCAAAUUAAUAUUAAUAUUUCUAAUUAUUAGGUCAUUGAAAGCAUCCAUCAUAAGAAGUGCACCAUUUUACUAAAAGCUUUUAGUAAACAAUCAGCAGUUGCAAUUUCUUUAGGACCUCUAAAAUUAUUCUAUAUCUAACUUAACUAUUUAUUUAAAAAUUAUAUACCGAUCAAAAAAUGUUCUCUAUUCUAUUCCUUUCUUCCGAUUUCCGACAAAAACUGCGAAACAACAACACAAACAUAGCAACAAGUUGCAACAUCUAACUCGUACGUAAAGUCGACAACGAGUUUUCUAUGAUGACUUUAGCAAAUGACAAUUGUUCCAGCAGAUUCUAGAAUGAAAACCGCUAUCGCUAAACACUAUCUACAGUCGAAUUUGUGAACGAUAGUGUGAUCUGCUGGUAGAGGAAGAGUGGGGCGAACUGACUCAUUAUACCAGUAUAAACCACGAGUGCGUGCCGUUCGGUGAAGCCAGUCUUCCACCUGAUAAAGUGCUAUUGACAUCGGUCUGAACGUUCGCUUCUCUGGAAUGGACGCCGUGUCGGUUCUGGUAGCUCUUGCAGCCGUGGCGGUGGUAGUCUACUAUUACGCCUACAGAGGCUUGAACUAUUUCAAGAAACAUGGCAUUGACCAUAUCAAGCCGACGCCAUUCCUCGGAAACAUGGGGCAGUUCGUUUUCCGGAAGAAACCGAUGGCGGACGUACUAAAGAGGACCUACUACCAUAACCCUGACGCCAAGUACGUCGGCUUCUAUGAAUUCUCCGUACCAAUUAUUGUGUUGCGGGAUGUGGAACUCAUCAAGAAUGUCGCGAUUAAGAACGUGGACUCGUUCGCCGAACAUCGAGAUUUCAUACCAGCGGAACUGAAUCCACUGUUUGAAAAGAUGCUGUUCGUCUUGGGCGGCAACGAAUGGAAGGACGUAAGGGCUCAACUGACACCCAUAUUCACAUCCAGCAAGAUCAAGGCUAUGUUUAUGCUGAUGACGCAGGUCGCGUCGCGUUUCGCGGACUAUCUGACCAAGCUGCCGGAAGAAGAGCGAAGCGAACUGGAGUUCAAGAACGUGAUGACGAAGUACACGAACGACGUGAUCGCCAGCUGCGUGUUCGGCCUUGACGUCGAUACCUUCAAAGAUCCGGACAACGCUCUCUACGCCAACGGGAAGAAGGCAACGAGCUUCAACGGAUUCCUGCCAGGCAUCAAGUUCAUGAUACAGAGGAACAUGACCUCGAUCUCGAAGUUGCUUAACAUCAAGCUCAUUGGAAAGGACGUCGAGGACUUCUUUGGGAACACAAUCAAGGAAAACAUGAAGUACAGGGAGGAGAACGGCAUCUACCGGCCGGAUAUGCUUCAGCAUCUGCUUGACAUCCAGAAGAACAACAAAACCGAGAAGCCGUUCAGUGACAGAAGCGUGAUCAGCAACGCCUUCAGCUUCUACUUCGGCGGAUACGAUAGUGUCUCGAGUCAAGCCAGUAUGGUUAUGUAUAAUUUACUAGCGAACCCAGAAUGUCUGAAGAGAUUGCAGGAGGAGGUUGAUGAGGUUCUUGAGAACACGAAGGGACAGAUAACUUACGAGGCCAUAUCAGGUAUGGAGUACAUGGAUGCCGUGGUGAACGAGGCGCUGAGGCUUUAUCCGGCAGUUAUUUUUCUGGACAGGCAGUGCUCGAAGGAUUUCGAAUUGCCGCCAGCUGUACCCGGUGGCAAACCGUUCACUGUCAAGAAGGGAACGAACUUGUGGAUCCCGGUUCACGCGAUUCAAACCGACCCCAAGUACUACGACAAUCCUGACCAGUUUGACCCGGACCGAUUCCUUCAGGAUGGUAAAAGGAUCCUGGGUUCCGGGACAUACAUGCCGUUCGGAAUAGGGCCCAGAAUAUGUAUCGGAAUCAGAUUCGCGACGAUUGAGAUGAAGGUCAUGAUUUUCUAUAUACUGGCUCGCUGCGACCUGAAGAAUUGCUCGAAAACUGAGAUACCUUUGAAAUUGUCUGUAAACGUGCUUGGCAAUGUUGCGCGAGAUGGAUACUGGAUGAAUAUACAGCCUCGAGAAAAUUGCAAUCGUUACGUUGAUAAUCUGAUACCUAAUGGUACUUGUAAUGCAGGUUGCCAGUAAUCUGGUCUCUGCGUCUGUCAUUUUUGACAGCUUGUCAAUUUUUCCAUACGGGGCACAUAAUUCUGUUGUAAAGAAUGCAUAUUAUGUAAUUCGAUUGUGUAAUCCGACGUAAGCGAUUUGUUAUCGUUUGGAUCGUUGGAGUACUAAAAAUCAUCAAUCUUAAUAAAUCUGUCGUUAAUACUCGCAUGCCUGUCGUUUCAUUUUAAGUUGAUUGCCGAAUGCUUUUCGGAAUUUCAAAAUUUCAUUCCCUUGCAUUUAUGCAUUAACGGACGAAUACUUUGAGAUGAUUCGAAUCAUUUUCAUGAAAAUUUUUACAAAGAAUUCGUACGAUUCGUUGAAUGAGUCGUAAACGGAAGUAUUGUGUGAACAGAUAGAGACUAUCCUAUUCAUUUUGCCAUAAUCAAGGGUUCCUAAUUUAUGGAAAUAUGUAACGUAGACAAAGUGUAAGAAACAAUGUUAGGAGUAGGUGUAAGUUUUUAUACGAUAGCAAAUCUUUUUGAGUUAUAAAUGUUUAAAAAGUAUGAUUCAAGCUGUCCUAUAGCAGAACAUCGUCAGAUACUAGUAUUCGAAAAUGGAGGUACUCUAAAUAAAAUUUAAUUAUAAUAUCGAA